Messenger RNA from Ilex paraguariensis (yerba mate), 252 nucleotides. NCBI's taxonomy places the organism in Eukaryota, Viridiplantae, Streptophyta, Magnoliopsida, Aquifoliales, Aquifoliaceae. The record is from the annotation of a GenBank genome assembly.
AUGGAUGUAGCAUCUCAAAGAAAGAUAGAAAACAAACCACAAUAUUGCCGAGAUGGAGCAGAUGCCAAGGUACCAAAUCCAAUCGAUCAUAGUGAGAAAAUGGUUUGUAGCGCUGGACGAAGUGUCCUCAACCUUGACAUCUCAAGCUUCUACACAUUUUGUGAGCAGGAGGUGACCCAUUUGGUGCACCCACAAAGCUGUGGCCAUGGCCCAUGGGAAGAUGCUACCAGUUUAUUAACAAUGGCCAAUUAG